AUGGGUGGUGAGGAUUUGAAUUUGAUGGAGAACGAAGGAGCGUGUCGCGGAAGGGAAGGGAAAGGGAGGAGGCUGUGGAAGAAGGUGAAGUACCAACUGGUGGAGUACCACUCCUUGCCCGGUUACUUGAGAGAUAAUGAGUACAUUCUCGGUCACUAUCGAUCUGAAUGGCCUAUGAAGCAGGUUCUUCUGAGUAUGUUCACCAUCCACAACGAAACUCUCAACGUUUGGACGCAUUUGAUCGGGUUCUUCAUAUUUCUGGCAUUGACGAUAUACACUGCCAUCAAAAUUCCAAAGGUUGUAGAUCUUAAUUCGCUACAGCAUUUUCCAGACAUCCUCAUGAAGACCGACCUGCACAAAUUACAAUCAGAACUCCUGACGUGUCUUCCUUCCAUGUCUGAUUUACACAGACUCAGAGAGGAAAUAUCAAAUUGGCAUAUUAAAGAAUAUCUUUAUAAUUGUUUGCCAGUAAGAUUUUCCAGUAGUAAUCAUACUGAUGUGUGUGUUCUGCAUAGCGUUAAAGAGGACCUGGCGAACAUAAUAGCUCCACUGAUGAUUAGACCAAUUACAAGGUGGCCUUUUUUCGCAUUUUUAGGGGUGCUAUGUUUUGCUUGCUAG
This is a messenger RNA of Sphenostylis stenocarpa, 618 nucleotides long. Lineage: Eukaryota; Viridiplantae; Streptophyta; Magnoliopsida; Fabales; Fabaceae. The record is from the annotation of a GenBank genome assembly.